Phalaenopsis equestris is the source of this 649-nucleotide messenger RNA. RefSeq names its product LOB domain-containing protein 25-like. The transcript has a single exon. NCBI's taxonomy places the organism in Eukaryota, Viridiplantae, Streptophyta, Magnoliopsida, Asparagales, Orchidaceae. The record is from RefSeq and is a predicted model, not a curated record. The coding region runs from base 20 to 562 and encodes 180 amino acids.
GUGGUGUAUACAAGCUAUCAUGGCAUCUUCCUCAAACACUACCAUCCUAAGCUCUCCUUGCGCUGCCUGCAAGUUCCUUCGUCGAAAAUGCAUGCCUAGCUGCAUCUUUGCCCCUUAUUUCCACCCUGAAGAACCCCAAAAGUUCAUCAACGUGCACAAAGUGUUUGGAGCUAGUAAUGUAGCAAAGCUCCUCAAUGAUCUCCUUCCGAGCCAACGCGAAGAUGCAGUGAACUCUCUCGCUUACGAGGCCGAAGCUCGUAUAAAAGACCCCGUCUAUGGCUGCGUCGGCGCCAUCUCCGUCCUCCAACGUCACAUACAAAGGCUACAGAAGGAGCUGGAUGCAACCAACGCUGAGCUUCUUCGAUAUGCUUAUGCUGAGCAGCGCUCACCAAAUGUUUCAACAAUGAUCAGUCCAAGCUUGAGAGUCCAUUACCCACAUCCACCAUUGCCGGCUCAUGGAUUAUGGCCUAGUUUUGUCAGCUAUCAUCAUCCUCAUUCUCAGAAUGAUACUUGUAGCAACUCUUCAUCAGGUGAGCUCAAUCAAAGGGGGGAGUGGGAAUGAAGCAUGUGAUUUUCAUUAAAGACUUGGGUCGUGCUAAGUUUGAUGGUGUGAGUUUUUUGUUUGAGAGAUAAGUUAAGAGUAUGUAUG